AUGGGAAGUUACUCAAAGAUCAGACAAAUGCAAAAACAGCUGCGGAUGAAGAAUGAAGAUGGGCCUGUGAAACCAUCCAAAACUACAAUCCAAGCUAUGUAAUCCUUAAUCAGGCACUCAUUUGACUCCAACAUUAAAUCUCCCUUAAUCAGGAAAAAGCUAAUUAGUAAAGCUAAGGGUGAUGACCAAAGAACAAAAAAUUCUCGAUGGGGAUUUUCUCUUAUAGAGCGUCCAACCCCUAAAUCUACAGAAAUUUCCAAAGUGUCCAUAUUGAAACCGAUAAAUGACCGUGCGUUAGAAUAUGAAUUAGCAAUUCGAUCACAUCUGAGGUCUGAGUCUUAUUCAUCUUCAUCAAAACGCUCACUCCUCCCCCCAUCCUUGAUAGAACGAAUGACUGUAAAAAUUAUUAAAUACUCUUACCCUCUUAUUUAAAAGUAAAUAAAAAAAAAAAUAUAUUAUUUUAUAUAUAAAAUUUUUUCCCAAAAAAGUUUGUUUUUAACCCCCAUCCUUGAUCGAACGAUGGCGGAUCGUUCGAUCAAGGAGGGGGAGAGGAGUCAGCAGUUAUACCGCUGACGAAGGCCAAAAUAUCUAAUGUGCUGCCAGAGCUUAAAAAUGAAAAUUUAAAUACCACUUGAGAUAAGCAUCUUGUGAAAUUAGAAAAACAAGAAAGUCAGCUGAAAAAACUAAUAAAAAAUCUGGAUAGGAAGAAAAAGCUAAUUAAAUUGUCGCAAACUCCGAUGAGAUCGUAUUCUCCUGAAAUGGUAAGCAAAGAUGAUAAAAUUAGAAACGUUUCAAACUCGCCUAAGAAGGGUAUUGGCGUCGCGAAGGCUGAUCCAAUUGCCAAAAGAAAAAGAAUUUAUUUAAAGUAA
Blepharisma stoltei is the source of this 869-nucleotide messenger RNA. NCBI's taxonomy places the organism in Eukaryota, Ciliophora, Heterotrichea, Heterotrichida, Blepharismidae. The record is from the annotation of a GenBank genome assembly.